AUGCUGCCGGAGAAUCGCAGCUUCGGCUUCCGACCGUUCGAUCAGUAUUGGUCGAGAGGCGGUGGAAGCUGCAGAAACAGGGAGCGCGGCAAUAUGUACAUCCUGGUAUCGUUGGCUCUGAUCCUCCUGCACCUCCUGGUGCUGCCCAUCUAUUUGUACCUUACCUGGCACCACAAGUACUGGCGUAAGCGUGGUCUGAUCACAGCCCGACCUUUGACCCUGCUGGGCACAUAUCCGGGUUUGCUCACCAGGAAGAGCAAUCUGGUAGAGGAUGUGCAGAAAAUAUACGACAAAUACAAGGGAAAACAUCGAGCUGUGGGCGUUUUUGUAACCCGUCAACCGCAGAUCUUGGUUCUCGAUCCGGAACUGGCCCACGAAGUGCUGGUCGGGAACUUCCGCUGCUACAAGGACUCGCUGACCAGUUCGUAUAUCAGACAUGCCAAGUGGGACAAGUACGCCAAGCUGAAUCCAUUCUGGGCAUCCGGGCGAUCUUGGAGGCACCUCCGCUCGGAUGCACAGGCAGGUCUCACGGGAAAUCGCCUAAAGCAAGCCUAUAACAUCUGGGAGCAGGGUGGGAAGAUGCUAACUGACUAUAUGACCCAGCAGGUCACGGAGAAAAACAAUAUCCUAGAGACCAGGGAUCUCUGCUUCCGUUAUACGGCCCAUGUGAUGGCUGAUUUCAUCUGGGGCAUUGAUGCUGGGACCUUAACCCGUCCCCUGGAGCAGCCCAAUAAGGUGCAGGAGAUGGCCAGCAAGUGGACCAGUUACUGCUUCUACAUGCUAUCCAUCUUCAUGGCCUCCAUUGUGGCACCCUGCAGUCGUCUGCUGCUCCGAUUCCGUUUCUAUCCCAAGGAAACCGAUGAGUUUUUCUCCAAUCUUACCAAGGAAUCAAUUGAGUUGAGACUGAAAGGCGGUGGCGAUUCCUCUCGAACGGAUUAUCUGUCGCAUUUGCUCCAGCUUCGUGAUCAAAAACAGGCAACCCACGAUGAUCUAGUGGGUCAUGCCCUCACCGUGAUGUUAGACGGAUACGACACCACGGGCACGGCCCUUCUCCAUGCCCUUUACUAUUUGGCUGAGAGCCCGACUGUUCAGCAGAAGCUGCGAAUGGAAAUCCUCAACAGCGUGAAAUCCGAAAAGAGUCUUGACUUUGACAAGCUGUGUUCGCUGCCCUAUUUGGAGCAAGUUGUCUAUGAAUCCCUUCGCCUUAGCAGUUUGAUACCGCAGUACACAAAAGUCUGCACAUUUCCCACAAUUAUUCAGCUCAAUGAAUUUAAACGGCUGGAUGUUGAAGAUGGCAUGACUAUCAUGAUACCGAAUUAUCAGUUUCAUCAUGAUAAGCAAUAUUUUUCCGAGCCCGAAGCAUUCAAACCAGAACGUUUUGAUAAUGGUGCAUAUCAGGAAUUAAUGCGCAAGGGAAUAUUUAUUCCAUUUAGCGAUGGUCCGCGUAUUUGCAUGGGCAUACCUCUGGCUCUGCUGACCCUGAAAUCAGCUAUUGUUCACAUUCUCAGCGAUUUUCAAGUGGUGCGUGGAAAAGAACGGCUGGCACCCAAGGGAGAUGCUGGAUUUGGAGUCGUUUUGCAGGGAGAUGUGAAUCUGGAGUACCGCCGGUUUUUGAGAUAGAUUUGUAUUAUAAUUAGUUUAUUUAAUACAUGCAUGUAAAAAUUA
Molecule: messenger RNA, 1665 nt
Organism: Drosophila suzukii
Lineage: Eukaryota; Metazoa; Arthropoda; Insecta; Diptera; Drosophilidae
Gene: Cyp309a2
Product: Cytochrome P450 309a2
Molecular function (GO): heme binding; monooxygenase activity; iron ion binding
Source: RefSeq, a predicted model, not a curated record